Messenger RNA from Racocetra persica, 705 nucleotides. Lineage: Eukaryota; Fungi; Glomeromycota; Glomeromycetes; Diversisporales; Gigasporaceae. The record is from the annotation of a GenBank genome assembly.
AUGGAAAGUGAGGAUAAUUCGAAAACUUCUGAACAGCAGUCUUCAAAUAAUAAUAAUGUGUUAAAUGAUCAAGGAUUCGUUGAAACCAUAGAUACACAAAUAGUUAAACCAAUGUCAGUAAAUGAUCAGGGCUUCAUUGAUACAGUGGAUGUGCCAGUAGUUGGAAAACAUUUGGCAGUUGGGAUGAAUUGGACCGUUUCAUAUCUUUCUACGCGAGGUCACAGAAUUUCAUUAGUUUUGAGUGAUAAUAUGAACUUGGAAGCUUCUGUUGAUGUUGAACAAGCGUUUCUUAAUUCAUUAUUUCGUUUACCAAAUAUCUCUUUUAAUGAAGCUCAUAUUAAAAUUAGUUAUUGUAAGGCAUAUACAACUAUGAAUAGAUUGUCAAAAAAAGCCAUUCAAGCAGGAUUAGAUGCUGGUUCUAAUGCAAUUAAAGAGCUCAAAGACUUUAUGAGUGGCUUUAUCAUUAAAUAUACGCCCAAAAAGAAAGAUAAAAAGAAGAAAAGGCAAGACAAUGAGAGUGAUGACACUUCAAACUAUAGUUUUAGCGAUGAAGAUUUUAUUUUAGUUGAAAAUCUGAUAGUUCAUUCAAAAAGGGGUGCUCCAAGGAAAAAGCGUUUGAAAGGUUCACAUGAAUUAGAGAGCAAAAGCAAUUCUAGUGCUAAGCAUUUGCAAAUACAGAAGACUAGAAAACUAUCACAAUGUUAG